This is a messenger RNA of Moesziomyces antarcticus, 1710 nucleotides long. Its product is annotated as tryptophan synthase beta subunit-like PLP-dependent enzyme. Gene Ontology annotation, biological process: L-threonine biosynthetic process. NCBI's taxonomy places the organism in Eukaryota, Fungi, Basidiomycota, Ustilaginomycetes, Ustilaginales, Ustilaginaceae. The transcript has a single exon. Gene Ontology annotation, molecular function: pyridoxal phosphate binding; threonine synthase activity. Bases 1 to 1710 code for a protein of 569 amino acids. The record is from RefSeq and is a predicted model, not a curated record.
AUGAAGUACCUCAGCACAAGAGGUGGCUCUGAACGCCUCACAUUCGAGCAGUCCGUGCUCACCGGUCUCGCCCCCAACGGCGGUCUCUUUAUCCCAGCACAGGUGCCUCAGCUCCCCGCCAACUGGCAGACAGAGUGGGCCAACCUCUCCUUCCCCGAACUCUCGCACCGUGUGCUUUCCCUCUACAUCCCCGAGGACCCGGAACAGGGAGGCAUCCCAUCCGCGGACCUGCAGCGCGUCAUCAACAAGUCCUACGCCACCUUCCGACACAACGACACCACUCCGCUCGUCCGUCUCGACGACAAGGACUGGUGCCUCGAGCUCUGGCACGGUCCCACUUUUGCAUUCAAGGAUGUUGCGCUCCAGCUGCUCGGCAACCUCUUCGAGUACUUCCUUCAGCGCAGGAACGAGGGCAAGCCCGACGACCAGCGCGAGAAGCUCACCAUCGUUGGCGCCACCAGCGGUGACACGGGCAGUGCUGCCAUCCAGGGUGUCAGGUCCAAGGAGGACAUCUCCAUCUUCAUCCUCUUCCCCCACGGUCGCGUCAGCCCCAUCCAGGAGGCGCAGAUGACGACCGUGCUCGACGACAACGUGCACAACGUCUCGGUCGAGGGCACCUUUGACGACUGCCAGGACGUCGUCAAGGCGCUCUUCUCCGACGCCGAAUUCAACGCCAAGCACCGUCUCGGCGCCGUCAACUCGAUCAACUGGGCGCGCAUCCUCGCACAGAUCGUCUACUACUUCUCCGCCUACUUCAGCUUCCGCAAGCAGCUCGGACUCAAGGACUCCGAGCCCACCCCCGCCGACCUCGAGUUCGUCGUCCCCACCGGCAACUUCGGCGACAUCCUCGCAGGCUACUAUGCCAAGCGCAUGGGUCUUCCCGUCUCGCGACUCGUCGUGGCUACCAACGAGAACGAUAUCCUUCAGCGAUUCUGGGCCACCGGCCGCUACGAGAAGUCGAGCGCUCCCGCCUCGACUUCUGCCGCCUCGUCCGCACAGACCGAGCCCGCACAAGGCUCGUCGGACGGUGCGCAGCAGGGCGGUGUCCGUGCCACCCUGUCGCCGGCCAUGGACAUUCUCGUCUCGUCCAACUUUGAGCGUCUGCUGUGGUACAUCGCAUACGAGUCGCAGGCCGACGCCAACGCCAGCGCGUCGCAGCUCGAAAAGGAGGAGGCGGCGGGUCAGCAGCUCGCGUCGUGGAUGCAGUCGUUGAAGACCGAGGGCAGGCUCGUGGUCGACGACAAGCAGCUCAGCAUCGCCCGCCGCGACUUUGCCGCCGAGCGCGUCUCGGAUGGCGAGAUCCGCGACACGGUGCUCGAGUACUUUACCCGAAAGCCCACGGCCGCCUACCCAUCCGGCUCGUACCUUGUCGACCCGCAUACCGCCGUCGGUUUCAAGGCAGCUGCCAACGUUGUCGGCAAGGACGGCAGCAAGCCUCACCAGAUCGUGCUGUCCACUGCGCAUCCCGCCAAGUUCGCCGAGGCCGUUACGUCGAGUUUGGAGUCCGCGGGCGCCGAGUUCGACUUUGAACGCGACGUCCUCCCCAAGGAGAUGGUCGGCCUGCUCGAGAAGCAGAGGAGGGUCAUCGACGUCAAGCCAGAGGGCAAGCCGGGCGUCGACGGCCUCAUCACCGCCGUCAAGCGCGUCGUCGAGGCAGAGGCCGAUGUGGUCAAGGCCCGCACACACGCGCCCAACACCGCCAGCGUAUAG